GUGGUUUCAAUUCCGACGAGUUCUGAGCUCUUACAUCCUUGUAGGCAACUGACAGAACCACAGCACGACAGGAUGAUUCUAGGCCUGACCAGGUUGCUCGACGCCCUGCUAGGCAGCAGAGCAGAGGAGCUUGCCCUCAUGGAAGCGCAUGGAGUCGCCACCCCUCAGCCGUUCUCGCGCGCCGACCCGCCCUUCGACGUGAUCCUCGACGAAAUGGCUGGGUACCUCGGCGUCGCGACUGCGGCGGCCGGACGGAUGACCUGCCGCGCCUGGUGCACGGCUCUCGGCCGCACACAGACUAUGGCACAGCUCGUGCAGCGCGAGGCGACGGCGUGCGGGCGCGCGCCACCGCUCGGGUUUGCGGAGUCGCUCGCGCGCAACGACGGCGCGCACCACGCGUGGCGCCUCGCGCGGGCCGCGCUGCGCCGGCGCAAGCUGGUCGUCGGCGAGCGCUGGGCCCCCCAAGCCGUGCGUUCGAUGCGGGCCGUUCGUGACCUCGUCGCGGGAAAUUUUACGAACCGCGAGCGGUGGGCGGGCACGCAGUUUCUCCUUCUUAACGAGAGUGACGUGCCACUCUACGUUCACUGGAUUAACUUUGACGGUGAAAUCGAGGUCCGCCCGGGCGAUCGAGUUGAGCCGCGCCCGGCACCGUUCACGCGAGGUGGUUACUUGCUCGGAGCCGCCUACAGCGUACCCGCGGGCGUCUUCUAUCACACCUCUAUCGUUUCUCAUGCGUUUGCGAUAUGUCUGGAGGCCGGCGGCCCUCCCAUAGCCUGUUACCAACAGCGCCGGUCCUAUCUGCCGUUUAGCUUUGGCCGAACGUGGAUCAUCUCUCACGUCCACGGCGUCGCCGUGAGACGCGGCGCGGAUGGGCAGCUCGAGGUCCACGAACUGGCCUGCGUGGACCGGAAGCUCCUCCGGUCAGCGCCCGCGGACGCGCAGACGCGGGUGUCCUUCGACCACAUCUACGUCGCGCCGACGGCGGAACCGAUGCGCCGGAUCCGCGUGGAGCCGCUGCACGUGCGCGUUCCGCCGCGGGACGCGGACGAUUUCGCCUGGUCGACGGAAAUCGAGACCGACCUGACUCCCUGUGCGCUGGCCGACUUGGUCGCCGGCAUCAUACUUCCGACGGACCGGCGCGAAUGGCUGGCGCAGAGCCAAAAUCCGUGGGAGGCCUUCCAGGAUUUGCGGCCCACGCAACACGGGUGUCCGAUUUCGUAUUCUUAUGCUGACGCUGGCCUCAUUGGACAGAUGCUCUGGGAGAUGAUCUGGCGACACUAUGACGCCGGGAACUCGCCGCCGCGGCCUGCCGGUCCCCGCUACGCGUUCGAAGCGCAGUAG
Messenger RNA from Pelagomonas calceolata, 1341 nucleotides. NCBI's taxonomy places the organism in Eukaryota, Pelagophyceae, Pelagomonadales, Pelagomonadaceae. The record is from the annotation of a GenBank genome assembly.